Cavenderia fasciculata is the source of this 2220-nucleotide messenger RNA. Its product is annotated as phosphoinositide-specific phospholipase C. The transcript is spliced from 6 exons. NCBI's taxonomy places the organism in Eukaryota, Evosea, Eumycetozoa, Acytosteliales, Cavenderiaceae. Gene Ontology annotation, biological process: phosphatidylinositol-mediated signaling; lipid metabolic process. Bases 1 to 2220 code for a protein of 739 amino acids. The record is from RefSeq and is a predicted model, not a curated record. Gene Ontology annotation, molecular function: phosphatidylinositol-4,5-bisphosphate phospholipase C activity; calcium ion binding.
AUGAGUACUGAAAAUAUCAAUUCACUCAGUGAAUUUAUGAAAGAAUUAUCAACUGAUGAUUAUUUAGGAUUCAGUAAUGUAUCAUCAAAGAAGGAAUUAAUUAUUGAUAUUCAAGGACUUGAUGAGGAUUCAAAUUCAUAUGCCAAUCAUCAUGGAAAUUUCGAAAAGUUUAUUAGUGGUUAUAUGAUUGAUCGUGUUACAACCAAAGGUAACAUCAUGUCCAAAAAGUGGUAUUUGACCUUCGUAAAAGUUAUUUGGUUUGUCAUAAAAAGAAAGACAAAGAAAAGAUAUACCGAGUCACCAGUUGAUUAUCGUGUAUCAUUUUCAUUAAUGUACAGUAAUAAUUUGAAAUCAUUGGAUUUUGUUUGUACUUCAAUCGAAGCAAGACAAGAGUUGGUAUCUGCAUUGUACCUCGUCAUCAAACAAUCGAGAUCAUCUGACAAUGAACUUGGAUUUAUUCGUAAACAAUGGAACUAUUUUGGAAAGGAUACUCUUGGUGCUAGUGAUCUCCGUAAACUAUUGUCAAGAUUGAAUUAUUCCACCUCGCAUGGAAAGGCUACUGAUUUGAUCGAAUCGGUCGACAAGAAUGGCGACAAGGUAUUGGAUUUUAUCGAGUUUUCAGAACUCUUUAAUCUUUUACGCCGUCGUCCCGAGAUCAAAUUAAUUCUCACCAAGUAUGCAAAGACAUUGGAUAAUCAACUUUCAAUUAGUGAAAUGAUUGAUUUCUUUAAAUACGAACAAAGUGAAGAAUGGUCAACCAAAGAUUGUCAACAUUUAAUUGAAAACUUUAGUCAUGAUCCAUCUGCCAAAACCAUUACCAUCGAUCAACUAGAGGAUUAUUUAACUAGUUCCAAUAAUGAUGUUUUUGAACCAAAAGCUAGAAAAACUUAUAUGGAUACAAAUCAACCAAUUUCAAAUUAUUAUAUGAAUUCAUCACAUAAUACCUAUUUAGCAGGACAUCAAUUACAAGGUAUUAGUUCAAGUGAAAUGUAUGUUUUGGCAAUGAAAAAGAAUUGUAAAUGUGUUGAAUGUAUUAUAAAGGAUUAUGGUUUUGAAAACUCUCCCUAUCCAGUUAUUCUUAUUUUGGAAACCCAUUGUACACCACCUCAACAAGUCAAGAUGAUUGAACACAUGGUUGUUAUUUUUGGUGAUAUGUUGGCCAAACCAUUCACCGAGGAAGAUGUUGACAAGGUCAAGAUACUUCCAACCCUCGAACAAUUAAAAUACAAGGUUAUUUUAAAGGGUAGUUACAAUUGUAGAAUCGUUACAGACAAGAAGCAAAUUAGUGAAAUGCUCGAAGAAGAGGAAGAAUCUAGUCUUACAGACUCUAGCUCAUCGAACAAAAAGUCAUCCAAGACACCAAAGCCACCCAAGGUGACUGUAGCCCCCGAGUAUGCUAAAUGGAUCUACCUCUUGUCCAAGGGAUUCUCUUCGGUUGACGACAGCAACAAGUUGCCUGUAUGGGUGAUGCACUCGUUCUCUGAAGACAAGAUUAUGGAGUUUAUCAAAUCCGAUUAUACUGCCAGCGUCGUUGAAUUGGCCACUCGCAAGGAACUCCGUGUCUACCCUAGAGGCACUCGUUUCGGUAGCUCCAACUUUGACCCAGUACCAGGUUGGACCGUCGGUGCACAGAUUGUUGCACUCAACCAACAAACGUCGUCCGAACCAAUGUGGCUCAACGCCGGUAUGUUUGCCGAUAAUGGUGCCAGUGGAUAUGUCCUCAAACCACCAUGUCUCUUGCCAUCAACCGUCCCAGGCGAAUUCAAUUAUUUCGAUCCAUCCCAACUCACCCGUCAUGCAUCGUCCAAGUACAGCAAGUUGAUUGUCAACAUUAUCUCUGCUCGUCAACUUCCAAAAUACACAAAGACCGAAGGAGGUGAAGUCAUCGAUCCAUUCAUCACCAUUUCAAUGCAUGGUGCUGAAUUUGAUAAACAAGAAUUCAAAACAAAGGUCAUCGAUAACAAUGGUUUCAAUCCACACUGGGGAGAAGAAUUUGAAUUCCCAUUGAUUCACGAUCAAGUUGCCAUGCUCUUGAUCAGAGUUGAUGACAAGGACAAAUUCAAACGCCAAAAUAGAAUUGGUCACUAUUGUAUCAAGGUAUCAAAUAUUAGAAAUGGUUAUCGUAUCAUUAAAUUAGAAAAUGAUUAUGGUAAUCAAAUCCCAAUGUGUAACUUGUUAUGUAAGUUUACCUUGGUUCCAAAUUCAAAUAGAGCUGAAUAA